Ylistrum balloti is the source of this 1485-nucleotide messenger RNA. Its product is annotated as galanin receptor 2a-like. The transcript has 3 exons. The coding region runs from base 1 to 1485 and encodes 494 amino acids. The record is from RefSeq and is a predicted model, not a curated record. Gene Ontology annotation, molecular function: peptide binding; G protein-coupled receptor activity. Gene Ontology annotation, cellular component: membrane. NCBI's taxonomy places the organism in Eukaryota, Metazoa, Mollusca, Bivalvia, Pectinida, Pectinidae. Gene Ontology annotation, biological process: G protein-coupled receptor signaling pathway.
AUGGAGGCGGAAUGGAUACGAAUGCUAUUAACAUUCAAUAGCUCUACAAACAUAAGUGAGUUUGUUGGGAUGUUAGACGGAUUUGGUUUACAUCAGACCCGGCUACAGGCAGACACCAUAACACUAACAUUGCUUUACAUACCUGUCUUCGUGCUGGGCAUGGCUGGCAAUAUUUUCAUCACACUUAUCAUCGCGUCAAACCGACAUCUCCGAAACUCAACAAAUUUAUACCUUAGUAAUAUGGCUUUAGCUGAUUUGUGUGUGAGCCUUAUCUGUGUUCCAAUGGCUGUGGGUCAAGCACUGUACCGAGUCUGGAUAUACGGGGAGUUCAUGUGUAAAAUCACAGUCUAUCUACAGGGUGUGACGGUAGCUGCCAGUAUAUACACAAUCGCGGUCCUCAGCAUCGACCGGUUUCUAGCCAUUAGACAUCCAAUGAUAUUUCGUCGUGUGAGCAACACCAGGUCAGCUGUUAAACUGAUCACUGCUAUAUGGGUGUUGUCUGUUGCUAUUAUGUGCCCUCUAUUGUUCAUGAGAAGAGUAGACGCCGUGACCGUUAUUCCAGGCGAACCGUUGUACCUAUGUAAUGAGGUGUGGCCAGAGAUUGGACAUCGACAGGUGUACGACCUUCUUCUGUUCGCCAUUUUGUACGCGGUACCCGGAGCCAUUAUCGGCAGCUCAUACAGCCUCAUAGGAAAAGAAUUAUGGACAGAAGAUAAAAACUUACAACGAACCGAGUCUGAGACUAGCCGUGGCCUCGGUAAACACGUGAUGAACGGAAGAAAACGGGUGGCGAAAAUGUUGAUAGCGCUUGCCAUCUUGUUCGCUGUGUGUUGGCUUCCAUAUCAUAUUGUAAGCCUGUACUUAGACUUCCAUAAACGUCACGUGCGGCCAUUCCUUACGGUACUUCCGUUUACUAUUCUUGUAGGACAUGCUAACAGUGCUCUUAAUCCAGUUUUAUAUUUUUAUUCAAGUAAAAGUUUUCGAAAAUAUUUAUUUAGGUUUCUUAAAUGUAAGAAAAGAAGUGCGAAACGAAAUUUCGCGGUACGAUACACUCCUCCAAAUGGUGCUGUAGAAGCGCGUGCAACUAACAGGCCGCGCAUGCGUGUGAUAUCGUCAAGCACAUUAACGAGAACAAGGUCUACUGACAGUUUCCGUUUUUCAAGAUCAUCAAAUGCAAGUUUCAAAUCUACAAACACAGGAACAAGAUCACGAGAGAGUUCAUCAAGAGACAGAUGCAUAUCGCGAGAAAAAUGCUAUUUCAGAAUGGACACAAAAGCCUUUAACCUGAGUGUACCAGGACAGGAGAAAAAGUACGAAACAAUCAAGGCACUUGUUUACGCUCACAAAAGGGAAAUUCUCGAUAGGUCUCUCAGUAUCCCUACCACAAUAAAUGAAGAGAGCAGUAGAAAAGAAUCUUUAACACCUGGUAGGCCUCAAGUUAACCAGCCACUUAUUUCUCAAAUACCGGAAGUGGAGGAAAAUUGA